This is a messenger RNA of Fraxinus pennsylvanica, 318 nucleotides long. Lineage: Eukaryota; Viridiplantae; Streptophyta; Magnoliopsida; Lamiales; Oleaceae. The record is from the annotation of a GenBank genome assembly.
AUGUCUCGGUGGUCGACGGCGGCGUCAGUUUUCCGGUGGAUCGACGUCAGUAUCUCCCUCCCGACGUCGUUUUUCCGGUUGCUGAGGCUGUUCGCCUCGUAUUUGACGCCUACGUGGAGCAAUGGCUUCAACCUCAGUAGCUUCACCACCAGCCUCGAGCCGCGGCGUUUGGCGUCGCUUUUGCGAUUUCCGAAUCUAGAUUUCUCCAGCAUCUACAUCGUCGACACCGUCGUCUGGUCUGUCGUCUCCGCCGUAGAGUCCGUUGUGCUUGUCUCCUUCCUCUGCUUCUUCUUCGUCUUCUGUGGCUGCACCCUAUGA